UUCUCAUAUCUCAUUCCACCACCCUUUUUUCCCUUUAUAAAUAAUCUCUUUUCCCUCCUCCCGCAGCCAAACAUUCCUCAUCCUCUUCUUCUAACCCCAAAACCCUAUUUCAUUCAUUCCUUCACCACCACACCCUCAAAACCUUACCCUAUCAAUUAUAACUUAUAAUCAUAAUCUCUUUCAGAAAUUCUUCAUUUCUUUCAAUUUUUUAUUUAUUUCUUAGAAACCUAAUUCAAUUACAAUUUGCAAUUAAACCUUAUUCUUCCAUCAAUUUCAAUCUCUUUAAACACUUAGCUCUCAACAACCACCACAACCACCGCCGCCACCACCGACGAUAACCUAAAAUGGCCAUUCCGUUCCCUCAUUUCAUCUCCUCCGAGAAAGCCGCCAUGGAAGCCGGUCUCCUCGUACCUUCCUCCCCCUCCUCCUCCGUCUCCGUAAUCCUUACCCAAGACGAUUUGAAGAAAAUCGCCGCCUACAAAGCCGUCGAAUACGUCGAAUCCGGCAUGGUUCUCGGCCUCGGAACCGGCUCAACUGCCAAACACGCUGUCAACCGUAUCGGUGAGCUUCUCCAGCAAGGGAAACUCAAGAACAUCAUUGGGAUACCAACCUCAACGAUCACUCACGAGCAGGCUCUGUCGUUAGGGAUUCCUUUAUCAGAUCUCGAUACUCAUCCUGUCGUCGAUCUCGCCAUCGACGGCGCUGAUGAAGUUGAUCCCUAUCUCAAUUUGGUGAAAGGACGCGGCGGCUCGCUUUUGAGAGAGAAAAUGGUGGAAGGUGCAUGCAAGAAAUUUGUUUGCAUUGUGGAUGAGUCAAAAUUGGUUAACUAUUUGGGUGGGAGCGGUUUGGCUAUGCCGGUUGAGGUUAUAAAAUUUUGUUGGAAAUACACUGCUGGGAGGCUUCAGAGUCUGUUUGAUGAAUCUGGUUGUGUUGUGAAGUUGAGAACUUUUGGUGAGAAGAAAGAGCCUUAUGUUACUGAUAAUGGGAAUUACAUUGUGGAUUUGUAUUUUGAGAAGAGUAUUGGUGAUUUGAAGGUGGCGAGUGACGCGAUUCUGAAUAUUGCUGGUGUUGUAGAGCAUGGAAUGUUUUUGGAUAUGGCUACUACUGUUAUUGUUGCAGGUGAACUUGGGUUAACUGUGAAGAAUAAGUAGUUGAGAAUUUGGGGUUUAAGGUUUAGAAGAAUAAUUUUUUAGCUUUAAUUAUUGGAUUUGAAAUGGGUUUCUAACAUUUUUAUAUGGUGUAGUGGUGAAGUAUUUAUUUAGUGAAUCGAUUAGAAGAGUUGGUUCUUGUUUUGUUUUCCUUGUUGGGGUUUAGGGUACUUUCAUAUAAUCCUUGUUGGAUUAAGUGUCUUGAUUCUCUGUUAGUGUAGUUUUGUAUUUUGACUUCAUUUGAGCAAGAAUAAAGGAAAUUGAGACUUAUGUAAGCUGAAUAUUAAGCUUAAAUAAGUUCUCUUUUGUGUGGUGCACUGAAUUAGUUCUCCACAUGAUUUCUUGUUGAA
Messenger RNA from Vicia villosa (hairy vetch), 1498 nucleotides. Its product is annotated as probable ribose-5-phosphate isomerase 2. Bases 345 to 1151 code for a protein of 268 amino acids. NCBI's taxonomy places the organism in Eukaryota, Viridiplantae, Streptophyta, Magnoliopsida, Fabales, Fabaceae. The transcript has a single exon. Gene Ontology annotation, biological process: pentose-phosphate shunt, non-oxidative branch. The record is from RefSeq and is a predicted model, not a curated record. Gene Ontology annotation, molecular function: ribose-5-phosphate isomerase activity.